AGCUAGCCGUCUUGCGUCAAGAUCGGGUCCUGGCAAAUCCCUCACCGACUCCCAUGGUUGAAACAAGUCCGUCGCCCAGCUUUCAUUCAUGCAGCGUCUGGUAUCGAUGUGAGACAUGCAGGAGAAGUACAAUGAGAUAGGCUUUGUCCAGCAAAUACUCGGUUUGCAUUUAGUGCCGAGAAAAAAUGGGAACGACACAUCUCUCACCGACUUCUCAGAGAUGUGGUACGGAGUGUUUCUCUGGGCAGCGGUCUCCUCUCUGGUCUUCCACCUGCCUGCAGCUCUGCUCUCCCUCGCCACGCUGCGCCAGCACAAGAUAGCCCGAUUCAUGCCCAUCGCCAUCCUCCUCAUGGGCAUCGUGGGACCAGUUUUUGGGGGAGUACUAACCAGUGCAGCCAUAGCAGGUGUGUACAAGGCAGCAGGAAAGACGAUGAUCUCUUUGGAGGCUCUUGUUUUCGGUGUGGGACAGUCAUUCUGCGUCCUCAUCAUCUCCUUCCUCAGGGUACUGGCCACUCUUUAGCAGUUCUGAGGCCACCUGGCGGGCCCUGCUGCUGCUGCCGGGUGAGUCUGACACACAUUGUACCUUCUCUUGACGGGACCUGAGUCUAACAUGGUACAAGACUAGAUCCCUGGCGAAUCCUGGGACAUGUGUAAACCAGCCAGGCCCAGGACAUGAUGUCAUUUCCUACCGAUGGACCAAGACCAGAGUGGAUUUUAUCAAACUAUCUAAGAACGAUGUCCAGUGUAGGACAGCACAAUGCUGCAUUCACAUCACAGGGAGACCGCACACUACAAGCUUAUUGGAGCCUUUUGGAAUAAAUUAUUGUAUUUUAAAUGAAUAUUAUGAAAUUUGCAGUUCUUCCAGGUUGAUGUGAAGGCAGCACGAUGCUGCCCUCUGCUGUUGCCGGGGUUACAGGUCAGCAGCAGGGUGACAAUAACCUUUCUCAGGGGCUGUGUGUUUGUCUCUUUCACUAUCAGUCUGACAACAGUUUUAACUCCAUGCAACGACUGCAGAGAGACAGAACAACAGGCAGGCUGAUGCACUGUUGAGAUACAAAGAUGAUGGUUAUAUGCAAGAUUCUGGCUUUUUUCCCUUGAGGCCUUAAUUUCUAUAUCUAUUUUCUAACUUCCAAAGUGGUGUUUAUCUUCAGGGGUGUCUUUCUUUAACACUGUCUCUGUCCUGCUGCUCCUUUUGUUCUUCCUCAGAUUCUUUGCUCACAUUGGUUCAAGUCAGACUGCCUCUGUGUGUUUUAUUGUUGUCAAAUUUCUAAGAAAUACCUACGACAUGUUCCCUUCUGGAUUUCUCAGCUCGUUUAUUUUAGACAAGCGUAACAAGUAAAGAGGUUUUAUAGAUCAUAUAGGACUUGCAAACCGAGCCUAGAGAAUGUCUUCAGUUUCUCUGCUCACUUUCUUGCUUUGUUUGUUCAUUCUGAGUAAAGAGAUUAGGGGCACCACCAGGAUGGUCACAUUACUAAACAAGCCACAAAAAUGAAAAGCACUUUUCAUGUUUUCUUUUCUUUUAUCUCUUUGAAUGAUGGUAUGUUUUACCACCAUGUCAUUUUGUGGCACUGAUUUGUAUAGAUUCUAAAUUAUUUACAGGUCUUGGUAGCUUUUAAAUCUUUAUGACCAAAUAUGGUUUAUUCCUCUGCACAUGAUGGUUCAACAGAAGUGUACUCCCCUUGUGGUUUUUAUGGAUUCUUCAAAUUCCAGCAGUCUUCUUUGACUGCUUUUUAUUUGCUUUGGGUAGCUGACAGUUGCUUUUUGAAUUGGUAUCAUGUGCAAUUUGCAUAUAAGCUACAGACAUUCACUAGGUGAACACUACAUGUAAUACUUUUAUUUGUAAAAGAAAAAGAUGAUUCUUUGUGAUGCUGUUUCAUGACAACUGCUUGGUUAUGAUUUAAAACAUGCUGCUGACACCACUAGCAGAAAUGUAUUUAUUGUUUUGACAUGGGUUUUGAUUUUAUAUUUAAAUUGUCUUGUUUAAAAGCUGCUUCUAUCAUCCCUGCAUUGGGUCAUUUCCACAAAUCACAUAAUUGCAUAAACAUCAAGAAACUAUUUUGGUAUCAGCCUCACAAAUUUGUCAUUGAAUUUGAUGAAAAUGUCUCCUCUUGACUAUAAACAAGGCAAGGUGAAUCUGCUAGAGGGCCCAGGACAAAACAAAGGAGCUGUGGGCCCCCAGAUUAGUUUAAUUUAAUCAUUUUUUUUUCAUUAUGCACUCCGUAAGCAUAACAUCACAAUAACUAUUAUUGGUUGACACAGAAUCUCUCUAAAAGUUUGAGUUGGAUCAAAUUUAGAAGCCGGCUUAAGGUCCAUACAAUUAGAUUUUGAAUGUGCUUAAAUUGUGCAUAUUUCCAAUCAGAAAUGAGAGUAAUUAAUAGCGAAUAGACAAUGAAGCUUCAUGAACCCUUUGCUUUUAUUUUUGACCCCACUAGAUGGCGCUGUUGGCUUUAAAAAAAGGCCUUAGCAAUGGCAAUUGAGUUUCUUUUCAGCCCUUUGUUGGACAAAGAGCGCCAUCUAGUGGGCUCCGUAAGUAAAGCAAAUGGUUCACGAUGCUUCGUUGUCCCUUCACUAUUAAUUAAAUAACCACACAUGCAUUUCCAUGCAGUGAACCUGGAGCGUUCAAAGAUUGCUCAUGAUCGCUUAUCCCAGUUGAGAAUCGAGUUUUGAUCAUUAAUGGAAGAAAGAAAAAACAAGGUGUGGUUAAAAUCUGGGGUCCAGAUGCAUAGAGCUCUCUCUCUUCAACCAAGGGAUGAACAAAAUUAUCUAAUUAAUUGUAAUCUAAUGUGAUUAACACACAGUUGAUAGGUUUUAUUUUCUUAAGACCGUAGCUUGUUUUAAUGUAUAUUUGUCAACUCUUGAGUACCCAUUUGUGUGUGUUGUCUUUUGGAUGUGUUUGUCGACACAUCCAAAAGACAACACACACAGUCCACUUUCACAUAGUGAGCAUAUGUGAGUACAUCAGCUCAGAGUCAGAGCCAAAACUCAUUUGUUGAUUGUUUAUUAACCCUCAUGUCUCAUGUAUUUUCAAAAAUGACACGUAGGAGUUUGAGUUGACCUUAUAUUUGUCCUUAUAAAUGCGCUUCAUUUACCACCACCUCUCUGAAGACCAGUUUAUGUAUAGGAAAUGGCGUAGGCAUGGUUUUGUGUAUACUUCAUACAUCUAGCCCCAGAUGUUGACUAAUUUCUGUCAGAUCCAUUAUGUUUCUUCCUUUAUGGUUUCCAGUAUCUUAAUUUCUAUGCAAAUGUUUUGUCCACAUUGCAUAAAAAAUAUUGUUUUCCAACAUUUCACUGCUUAAACCAUAAGAAUCUUAAUGAUCCCAGGAUUGGGAGCCCUUUUAGCUCAUGCAGAAAUAAAGAGAGAGGAGAGCAAAGAGCAGAUUUUCUCAUAAUUCCCUCAAAGAAUUUCUUUAACCCCUUUAAAACCAAAGAUGGCUUGAAUUUCUCAUGUGCGUUUCCCUGUGCUUGUCGAACUACUCUUCAGUACCUCUGAACCUGAAGUGCAUGUAAAGGUGCAACAACAAAACAAGUAAAAUGUACAAACUAGGGAAGGACAUGAUCAGAAAAUAAACUUUAAAAACAACACACUCAGAUUGUAAUGACAGGAGUAAAGAAGUUCAGCACCCAUGGGACCAACUAUGUGACAGGACAUGUCUAGCUGAAGACUUUAGAGGCCAGCAGGAAAGGAUAUUUUUGCUUUUUUCUUCUUCUAGAUGCAUUUAAUGGUAGGUCUUUUAGAGCCCCAAGACUAGAUUCCCUGGCAUACCAAACCACUAACUUCAAGUUUGUAAUUUCAGUUUUUCAAGUUUGAAUUUCUUUUCAAAGCUCAGUGUGUAGCAUCAUACUGAGGAGUUAAAUGAAAGUUUGCAUAAUGGAUCCUACAAAGACCUGUUGGUGAUGCAGUUCAAAAACCUUGCACCUCAUUGGAAUGUGUGGCUGAUACAGAAACAAACAAGCCUUGUUUGAACUGACCCCUUGGCCUUGCUUUUAACGCUGUACAUUUUGGAGAAUGUUUAUUUUUUUAUGCCUGUGUAAUUUUGCUCUUUGAGCGUGUGUUUGCUCUCUGGUUCUGUCACAGCAGCACAUAUUGGAGAGGAAAGUAUAUUUUGGUAGUCUGAACUCUGCAUUAGUUUAGAUAGGUGGACCUAAUAAAUUAUCUAAACUGGUCACAAUUGAGACAUGUUGAUAAAGUUUUAAUUUUGACCGUCUUAAUCAUUUUGAUUUUAUUUAUUUUUUGUCAUCUGCUACGUUUUUACAUUCAGCGUUCUUAUUUUCUGGUAGAUAUGGGCUUGAUAUGAAUUCCCUGACCCCUGGAAUGUUCUUACAAUCAGUUUUUUUUGCCAGAUGUAUUGAAUUAAUGCAAAUUAUCUGUGAUUGACAGCCAGGUAAAGUAAAUGUGAGAUUAAAUGUAAUAUCUGCUGUUACAGAACCAUUCAUUUCCACAUGGUUUGGUCCACAUUCCUGGACUGAUUUUGUCCCAUUUUUACCAGAUUGAAAAGGUUUUAAAAGUUGAUUUUAUUAGAGUAAAUUAAGUGCCAAUGGUUAAUAUUUUCAUGGAAUAAAAAUGUUUCA
Molecule: messenger RNA, 4569 nt
Organism: Centropristis striata (black sea bass)
Lineage: Eukaryota; Metazoa; Chordata; Actinopteri; Perciformes; Serranidae
Gene: tmem170a
Product: transmembrane protein 170A
Exons: 3
Coding region: 116-520 (134 amino acids)
Biological process (GO): endoplasmic reticulum tubular network organization
Cellular component (GO): endoplasmic reticulum membrane
Source: RefSeq, a predicted model, not a curated record